This is a messenger RNA of Onychostoma macrolepis, 3138 nucleotides long. RefSeq names its product gastrula zinc finger protein XlCGF52.1-like. Bases 178 to 1440 code for a protein of 420 amino acids. Gene Ontology annotation, biological process: regulation of transcription by RNA polymerase II. The record is from RefSeq and is a predicted model, not a curated record. Gene Ontology annotation, molecular function: RNA polymerase II cis-regulatory region sequence-specific DNA binding; DNA-binding transcription factor activity, RNA polymerase II-specific. The transcript has 3 exons. Lineage: Eukaryota; Metazoa; Chordata; Actinopteri; Cypriniformes; Cyprinidae.
UUUAGAAACAUACGAAGAAGGGGCAUUGAAAAGUACUUUUAUUUUGGUCUGGUGACAUGACGUCAUAAGUCCGCGCCGCGCUCCUGCAUGUUUGUGAGCAAAACACUUUAGAUGUAAUUCGGCUGCACACAGAGAAAUUUCUGGUGACGCAAGUGAGAUCCAUGUUACGUACUAAAGAUGGCAUUCAUUAAGGAGGAGAGCGAAGACAUUAAAAUCGAAGAGGCAUUCAAAGUGAAACAAGAAGAUACUGAAGAACAAAUGGGUCUGAUUUCACUAAAAGAGGAAGGUCCAGAACUCAAUGGAAUGGAAGAGAAAGAUGAGAAACAUCAUGAUUUCACAAUUGAAGAAAAAUAUAUUAGUUGCUCACAGACUGAAAAUACUUCCACACAAAAAACAGCUGAAAAGACAGGAACUAGAAGUUAUUACACCUGCCAAGAGUGUGGAAAGAGUUUCAGUCAACUUAGAAACCUUGAAGCCCACAUGAGACUUCACACUGGAGAAAAACCUUUCAGCUGCCAACAGUGUGGAAAAAAAUUUACUCAAAAAGGAAGCCUUAAAGUCCACAUGAGAAUUCACACUGGAGAGAAACCUUACACAUGCCAGCAAUGUGGAAAGAGUUUUACACAUAGAGGAACCCUAAAUGCUCAUAUGAGAACUCAUCCUGGAAAAAACCCUUUCAAUUGCACAGUCUGUGGAAAGAGCUUUUCACGAAAAGAGAGUCUCAAGACUCACAUGAGAAUUCAUACUGGAGAGAGGCCGUUCGUUUGUGGUCUGUGUGGAAAGAGUUUCAGAUGUAAAAUAAGCCUCAAUUACCACAUGAGGAUUCACUCAAGAGAGAACAAUUUCAAAUGUCAUCAGUGUGGAAUGAGUUUCACAGAUAAGAAUCACCUUAAGAAUCACGUAAUAACUCACGUCGGAGGAAAGCCUUUCAUGUGCCAUCACUGUGGAAAGAAUUGUUCAAACAAAACAAGCCUUGAGGUUCACACAAGGGUUCAUACUGGAGAGAGGCCUUUCACCUGCCCUCAGUGUGGGAAGAGUUUCACAGUUAAAGGAAACCUUCAGACUCACAUAAGGGUUCACACUGGAGAGAAACCCUUCACGUGUCAUCAGUGUGAAAAGAGAUUCACAUAUCAAAAGGACCUGAAACGUCACAUGCAAACUCAUUCUGGGAAGAAACUGCAGAAUUCUGAGUGUGACAAGAGGUUAAAUUUUAGCAAUUUUAAAAAUUACCUGCACAUUCACUCUGGAGAAAGGCAAUUUAAGUGUGAUCUGUGUAAUAAGAACUUUCUUUUGCCAUCACACUUAAAGAUACACAUGAAAAGUCAUGCAUUUGUGAGACCCUAUUUUUGUUCUUUGUGUGGAAAGGGUUUUAAAUGGCUCGGCAGUUUGAAAUGGCACCAGAAAAUAUGCAUCUGUGCAAAGUUAAUUUUGAUUGUAUAGAGGCAUUGUUUACAAUUUGUAUUCAUUUAAAUACCUCAGAAGCAAAAUACUAGAUAAACUGCUAUUUUGCUGCAAAAUGCCACAAUGUAAGUAAAAUUUUUUAAUAAAAGGCGAGACACUUGAAAAUUUGUUGUCCAGGAAUUAGAAAUACUCUUAGUAGUAGGGGAAUAGAUUAUGAAAAUCUUAUUAGGCUGAAAAGUGACUGUGCUUUUUAAUAUUAUUAAAUGCUUUCAGAAACCGUUUGACAAUAUUAAUGUUCAUAUUCAAUUUAUCCACCUUAUUUUGCAACAUGGAAGUAAGCUAUUUUUCUUUGAAUGUGUGCGACUUCUGAUUCAUUAGCAGCUAACGGUAAAUAACAAGAAAAAUUAAAAAGUGCAGUAAAACUAUUUGUGCUACCAAUCCAUGAGUUUCUGAUUACGAUAAUAAUAUAAGAUAAUAUAAUAGCAAAUGCCAGUUUGCAAUAUCAAGCAGCAUAACGGACUGUUUCUCUACAGUGGAACUAAAUGUAAGCGAAUGACACCGGAAUCCUUGCACGUUCAAUUUACAAAUGGCCUUGCCCGCUCCUACGUUAAAAGUAAGGUGGAUAUAUAAGUUAUAUGUGGGAAUGACACUCCCACUUUUUUUUUUUUUUUUUUUGAGAAAAGGACAAUUGGAAAUCAUAUUAUUCAAAUAAUAUGCACACCAAACCACGCAUUAAAAGUGGCAUCAAGGUGCAGUAAGUGUUGCAUUUAGGAAUUGUCUAUCCUCUUGAGCUAUCUAGCAGCUCUAUCCUCUUCAAUACAUACAAUUUAAUAUUUUUGUGACUCAAAUAAGUGUGCGAGAAGACAUUUUCUAGUGGUAGCAUCAUCCUAGAUUUGUUUCUCAGAUCUGGUGUCUCCAUGAAGGAGCUUCCGUAGGAGAUCCUGAUAGAGAAUGUCUGCCUUCCCAGACUGAAGGCAGCGUGUGACAACCCUGGAAUGCCCCAUAAAUAUGAAAAGUUGAAAUUGGGUUGGGUUAACACAUUCCUUGGGGCCCCAGUUAUAUGCCAGUUAUAUAUAAUCAACUGGUAAAUCGAAAGAACCCCUACUGUAAAGACUAAAGGCAAGUCAACUUCGCCUCUAUAUGCUCAGCUUUGCUUACAUAGGCAGACUCAUCAUCGUCCUGGACGAGGUCAAUGACUGUAGUGUCGUCUGCAAACUUCAGGAGCUUGAAAGAGGGGCCUUUUGCAGUGCAGUCAUUCGUGUAGAGGGAGAAGAGUAGUGGGGAGAGAACACAUCCCUGGGGGGAUCGAACAGGUGCUUAUCGUACAGGUGUUGGAAAUUAAUUUUCUUAGCCUCACCUAGCUGUUGUCUGUUUGUCAGCAAGUUGAUGAUCCACUAACAGAUGGAGAUGGUUACAGAAAGCGGAGUUAGUUUGGUUAUGAGGAUCUCUAAGGUGAUGGUGUUGAAGGCCAAGUCCACAAACAGGAUCCCUGGUUUGUCCAGAUUUUGCAGGAUGUAAUGCAAUCCUAUGUUGACUGCAUCAUCCAUGCACCUGUUUGCCUGAGAAGCAAACUGAAGAGGGUCUAGUAAGGGUCCAGUGAUGUCUUUCAAGUGGGCCAAUACUUGUUUUUCAGAUGACUUCACGACCACAGAUGAUGGUGGAACACUUAUCUUCUGUUUUAUGAAGACUCGGCAUACAUCAUCCUCAGAUCAUAAGUGUAGGUUGAAAAGUAGUAUG